AACUCAAAUUCCACUCAACCAGCAAAACCAAAUCCUUUAAGCUCUCCAAUUGCAUUAUCAUUCUCUAUCUCAUAUCUCUCCACCACAUAGCCCAUUUCUCUCUCUCUCUCUCUCUCUCUUCACCCAUUUCUCUCACCACCAUUUUCACCUGUUUCUUGUUGUGUUUAUGGAAUGACUGAAUUCAGCUUACCCACCAUGAAUUUGUGGAAUAAUAGUACUACUGAUGAUAACGUUUCUAUGAUGGAAGCUUUUAUGUCUUCCGAUCUUUCAUUUUGGGCUACUACUCCUGGUGCUAAUUCAAAUCCUCUUCCUAUUCAUAAUAAUAAUACCCCAUCUACUACUCUUCCUCCUUCUUCUUCAACUUCCACUAUAACCGCUUCGGCCGUUGAUGCUUCUAAAUCCAUGCCGUUUUUCAACCAAGAAACGCUUCAGCAACGUCUUCAAACCCUAAUCGACGGUGCUCGUGAGACGUGGACCUACGCCAUCUUCUGGCAGUCGUCUGGCGUUGAUUUCUCGGGCCCGUCCGUGUUGGGUUGGGGAGAUGGGUACUACAAAGGCGAAGAAGAUAAAGCCAAGAGAAAACUAUCUGUUUCUUCUCCUGCUUAUAUAGCCGAGCAGGAGCAUCGGAAGAAGGUUCUCCGGGAGCUGAAUUCUUUAAUUUCCGGAACACAAACCGGAACCGAUGAUGCUGUAGAUGAAGAAGUUACCGACACUGAAUGGUUUUUUCUUAUCUCCAUGACUCAAUCGUUUGUCAGCGGAAGUGGGUUGCCGGGUCAGGCUUUGUACAGUUCGAACCCGAUUUGGGUUGCUGGAGCAGAUAAAUUAGCUGCUUCACACUGCGAACGGGUUCGUCAGGCUCAAGGAUUUGGGCUUCAAACCAUGGUUUGUAUUCCUUCAGCUAAUGGUGUGGUUGAAUUGGGCUCAACAGAGGUUAUAAUCCAGAGUUCUGAUCUCAUGAACAAGGUUAGAGUAUUGUUUAACUUCAAUAAUGAUUUGGGCUCAGGUUCAUGGGCUGUGCAGCCCGAAAGCGACCCGUCGGCGCUUUGGCUCACUGAUCCAUCUUCCUCAGCUAUGGAAGUUAGAGAGUCUAUAAAUACAGUUCAAACAAAUUCAGUUCCAUCAAGUAAUAGUAAUAAGCAAAUUGCCUUUGGAAAUGAAAAUGGUCAAAGUUCUUACAAUCAGCAACAACAGCAACAAACAACACACGGAUUUUUCUCUAAGGAGUUGAAUUUUUCGGAAUUCGGGUUUGAUGCAAGUAGUAAUAGGAAUGGGAAUGGAAAUUCAUCGCUCUCUUGCAAGCCCGAAUCGGGUGAAAUCUUGAAUUUUUGUGAUAGUACUAAGAAAAGUGCUAGUAGUGCAAAUGGGAACUUGUUUUCGGGUCAGUCCCAAUUUGGGGCAGGGGAGGAGAAUAAUAAGAACAAGAAAAGGUCAGCUACUUCUAGAGGAAGCAAUGAAGAAGGAAUGCUUUCAUUUGUUUCUUCCGGUAUGAAAUCCGGCGGAGGCGGAGGUGAAGAGUCUGAUCAUUCUGAUCUCGAGGCCUCGUUCGUGAAAGAAGCUGAUAGUAGUAGGGUUGUAGAGCCUGAAAAAAAGCCUAGGAAACGAGGAAGGAAGCCCGCGAAUGGACGGGAAGAACCUUUGAAUCACGUCGAGGCAGAGAGGCAAAGGAGGGAGAAAUUGAACCAAAGAUUCUACGCGCUUAGAGCUGUUGUCCCAAAUGUGUCCAAGAUGGACAAAGCAUCGCUUCUUGGUGAUGCAAUUUCAUAUAUAAACGAGUUGAAAUCGAAGCUUCAAAAUACAGAGUCAGAUAAAGAAGACAUGAAGAGCCAAGUAGAAGAUUUAAAGAAAGAAUUAGCGAGUAAAGAUUCAAGACGCCCUGGUCCUCCACCACCAAAUCAAGAUCUCAAGAUGUCUAUCCAUAAUGGAAGCAAGAUUGUUGACUUGGAUGUAGACGUUAAGAUUAUUGGAUGGGAUGCGAUGAUUCGUAUACAAUGUAAUAAAAAGAAUCAUCCAGCUGCAAGGUUAAUGGCAGCGCUAAUGGAAUUAGACCUAGAUGUGCACCAUGCCAGUGUUUCAGUGGUGAACGAGUUGAUGAUCCAGCAAGCCACAGUGAAAAUGGGUAGCCGACAUUUCACUGAAGAGCAGCUUAGGAUAGCAUUGACAUCCAGAAUUGCUUAAACACGCUAAAAAAAAAGACUUUAGAAGUAGAUAGAUCUGUUAAUUUAAGGCUCUAUGUAAUGUUUUUGUUAUCAAGUUAGAGAGUAAGAUCAAGGCUAUCUAAGUGUUAUUUUUCCACUUGUACCUAGGUUUAUGUCGAAAUAUUUUUGUACAUAAAUGUUGAGCCCGAUAUCACGAAGUCAGGCUUUAGUUCAUGUAAUUAGACAUAAAUUUGCAGCAUCGUCUUGUCUGUAAGAUUGCAUCAAUCCUUUGGAUAUAAAAGAAGAAGAAAUUGAUGGCUGGUGAA
This is a messenger RNA of Lycium ferocissimum, 2461 nucleotides long. RefSeq names its product transcription factor MYC2. The transcript has a single exon. Gene Ontology annotation, biological process: regulation of DNA-templated transcription. Gene Ontology annotation, molecular function: transcription cis-regulatory region binding; protein dimerization activity; DNA-binding transcription factor activity. Lineage: Eukaryota; Viridiplantae; Streptophyta; Magnoliopsida; Solanales; Solanaceae. The record is from RefSeq and is a predicted model, not a curated record. Gene Ontology annotation, cellular component: nucleus. Bases 172 to 2175 code for a protein of 667 amino acids.